Lingula anatina is the source of this 3412-nucleotide messenger RNA. RefSeq lists its product as uncharacterized. Gene Ontology annotation, biological process: protein transport. The record is from RefSeq and is a predicted model, not a curated record. Lineage: Eukaryota; Metazoa; Brachiopoda; Lingulata; Lingulida; Lingulidae. Gene Ontology annotation, cellular component: cytoplasm.
GGUAAUAUUACAAUCGCUAGAGAAACGUGUGUUCAUUGUUGACCGCAGAUAAGGCUUAAUGACUGUACAGCACGCAGGCAGCCAAGCGUUCAGGACAUCAUCUCACCACACUGGCUGGAACUGGUCUAGGGUGAUAGACGCCCUUGUUAUUAAUAGUUUCUCAAAGAUCAUGAAGUUACAAUAUAUAACAAGGACAUAGACGAUGUUGUUUUUAAGUGGUGACAGGACGAGGGUGAGCGUCACGUGACAUGAGGGACAUAUUAACUCCCGAACAAACAACUGCACCUUGAACUCUCCGUAGCACCAACCACGUGGUAGUUCUUAAUUAUCAUAAGGACAGCGAAGAAGACUUUGACUGAUUUCUCCAAUCUACCAAGAUUCACUUUGUAUUGACUCCAUGUACUUUUCUAAAAAGAUGUUUAAACGUGGACCAUAGAACGGGCGUUGUUUCUGUAUGGUGCAUUAUUCAACCGGAGACAUCCUUUAUACUUAAAUGUCAGGCAAGUGUACAUUGAUGCGACUGUUCAACUUGUACAGAAGUUUUUUUUUGUAGUUAGAAUUGGGCUCUUAAAUAUUCAGCCGAAUUGUUUUGGAAGGAGCAGUCGUUAAAUAUCUUCUUUAGUUUAGAGAUAAAAUUAAAGCGCUCUUUUGGCAUAAUUUCGACAUCUUCUGCAUGGACACGUUGGACAGGGUUCAUGUGCAUCAACUAUGCCACACAUGGGUAUUUAGAAGCAUACAAGGUGCACGUAGUUGUUGAACUUGCCAAUCUCCAUUAAUGAUAUAUGACGGAAACGGCUUUGAUAUUUGAAAUGCAAAGUACGAGAACUUUAUGAGACAACAUUCACAACAUUCUCCUAAUGUUGUCAUAGAUACACUUAUUUGCAAAGUUUCACAGGGUUUUUAAGCAAUAUAAUACAGAAGACUGGAUAUGCCAGUUGUAAAUGAACCCUAUGCUAAAUAAUUGCCCCUAUUCAAAGGAUCAUCAACAAGUGGUACUUAUGCUGCAAGCUUUAAUGACUUUGAAGAAAUAACUUUCCCUAUUUUAAUGUGACACUAUAAACGUGCGAGGCAUGGAUAAAGAGUUGAAGAACGGGUUUCACAGUAUAGACAGAGAACGUUUUAGUAAUUAUGUCAAAAGAUUCCGGGUCGAGGUCAGGGGCUGUCUUCCAGACCCCAAAUCACACCUUAGGACCCUGAAAAUAGUGGAGACAUCAAAGGUGGUGGACGAUUUCGAAAUCGAUUUUGACGAAUACGGAUAUCGGCUACAUCGGCCCGGAGAUUUGGUCUCAGGUCUCGUGCAACUUCAGUUGAGGUCCCCGUACGAUUGUCACGUGGAGGUGAAGGUCAUUGGUGAAUACGUCAUAUUGGACAAGCUUGGCUCGGACACCACGGGGAAAAGAUUUGAUAUGUAUGCGGAGGGGGAAGAAAUAUUUUCAGCAGGAAUAGAACUGGGGCAAAUUAUAUCAGACACGCCUGUUCCCUUUAAAUUCCAACUUCCCAGUGGCAUUCCUGGUUCCAUGUCCUAUGUCACGACCAGUGGGGCUCGCCGAGUUAUGAUCACCUAUUUUGCGGUAGGGAUCAUAUAUGACGACGUUGGAAGAAAAGUGUCAGAAUCUGAGAGGUCAUAUUUCUUAGUUCAGCGUCUCCUUAACCGGGACGCCUUAGAAACAGCCAAUAUAACCACAACGCACACACAAAAAAAGUCGUUCGGGCUCGCCUGUACAGGCAGUUCCAUGUCAUGCGCAGUAAGGGCAGGAAGAGUGGCCACUAGAGAGGACGUUACCUUCUCUCCUGAACUGGACAAUAAUAGCUGCUAUAGUGUGAAUGCUAUCAUGUGUAAGUUGUAUCAGAUGGUGACAUUCAAGCAUAAGGACCAGGUCAAGGUCGCGGAGAAGGUCAACAAGGCGACUUUUAAGCUUCGGCUAGAUUGUGGUCCAGGAAAGAAAUUUGGCGGGAACUCACAAUAUUGGUUUAAUUUUCACAGAGCUCUGGAACCGUCACUACUGAAGUCAGACCCUGGGUCACAGUACGUGGAGAUUACAUACCUCCUAGAGUGCAGGUUCCAGACAGGCCUUGGCCAGCCUAAAGGACCGAAAGUUUCGGUUCCUGUUAUUGUCGGGUCCACCACUUGGAGACCACACCAGUCCUCCCGGUCGUCCAUCCUCCAGCCAGAGGAACAGCUGCCCUUCCAUAUCAAAUCCAACGGCGAGGGGGUGGUCAACGGGGUCAAGAUGUUGUACCAAUAUUUGAGAUUUGCUGAUCCCCGGCCACAACAUCCAGAAGAUAUCUCCACAGGGGGUCCGCGAGAGUUUAAGAUUCCCACGGCAGUGCCUACUGAACACGUGUUACCACCACUGGCUCCGAACAGGGCGUACUUGGACAACUUAGCGACAUUCACCUUGGCCAGUAACAAUCCUGGUUGGUCUGAUGUCACCAAACUGCUGCUGAUGUCACCAAACUGGUCCUACGUCACUGAGGUCUGAUGCCACCAAACUGCUUCUGAUGUCACCAAACUGGUCCUACGUCACUGAGGUCUGAUGUCACCAAACUACUUGGGAUGUCACCAAACUGGUCCUAUGUCAUUGAGGUCUGAUGUCACCAUGAAAAUAGGAUUUUUUAAAUCUAUUUUUCAAAAGAAAUACUAGGUACUUAGUGCCCGAAGUACAAGACCCACCAUUUCUCCUUUCAAUAUAGAAUUUAGAAAAACUUAUUUCAUCAUCCUCUUCAAAUAUAUUGACAUUCAGUUUGGAUGUCUUACGUUUGUGGAGCAAAGGACGUUAUUUGCCAUUCUAACCGAAAUCUCUGACUUUGUAUAAAUAUUAUUUAUCAUUUGGAUAAGAAUUUUGCAUUGAUUUCUUAAGUGUAUACUUGUACCAAUAGGUACUUGGUAUAUCUGAAAACUUGAAAAGUUGCCAGAGGGCAAGUACACAGGACUUUAGUGCAAAACUACAUGAAAAUGUAGGGUGUUUUGGUUGCGGAUAAGGUGCAUUCUAGGUUAUAAUAUUGUUGUUUGUUUAAACGAGUUUUAUAGAUUAUCAGUACAUAUACCGAUAAAUAACACCGUACAUCUGUAAUGUAUUCAUGUAACAUUUCUUUCAUCUUCUCUUUUAAUUGCCGUUUGGAUGGUAUUUUAUCUUUGGGUGUUUUUUACUUUAUAAUCAACUGUUGGAGGAAGUGUUUAAGACGUCUUAGCUUAAUGACACAAGUACAUACAGGAAUGAAUAUAUGGAUGUAAGAAUAUACGGGACAAUUUGAUCUCAUAAGAAUGAGACACAAGCAUUUGAACCUCUAUGCAAUGUGUUCUGUUUUCAGACCAUUUAUCCACUGUAUGUCCAUAGAGUGAGCGGUUGGGGAGUGGUCAUAUAUCCACUUUAUGUCCAUAGAGUGAGCGGUUGGGGAGUGGUCAUAUAUC